Molecule: messenger RNA, 649 nt
Organism: Aricia agestis (brown argus)
Lineage: Eukaryota; Metazoa; Arthropoda; Insecta; Lepidoptera; Lycaenidae
Exons: 4
Coding region: 62-649 (195 amino acids)
Source: RefSeq, a predicted model, not a curated record
UUUACUGAGUUGUUUUGAUUUGAAAUUUUUACGAAAAAGGGAUUUUUAUCGUGAUAAAGCGAUGGAAAACGCAAAAUUGAAAACGCGAACACAUAAAAAUGUUAUGUCUCGCGUUAGUAAUCCGGCGGAGUCACAUUUUAAGCCUAAAUAUGUUGUGACUCGUCAUGCAACAGCGAGCAGUGGCGCGAAACCGAUUUCUUCAACUGUUUCAAACACCAGUGGCUUUUGCGAUCUUCCUAUUGCUUUGAAUGAUUAUAUUCCAGAAACUGUGAGUGAUACAGUGAAAAGACGUACGUUUGUAGUGAAACCAAAAAAAACAAUAAAAUCCUUACCCCCCACAGUGCCACCGACGGUUUUAAAAACUCGAUACGCGCGCGUUCAUACUAAUUUAUACUGCCACUCAUCGGCACCUACUGUUUUAAAUGUUCUGAAUUCGGGGAGAACACUAAAUAGCUCAACAGAAAAUAGUCAAAGAUUAAAAGAAAUAAAGGAUGAGAUCAAGGCGUAUCACAAAAAGGAGCAGAGUAUGAAGCUCAGUGACAGCCUACACAGGAAGUUUGGGCUCAAACUCCACGAUGAUGGAGAUGUAGCUGACAAGGGGAUACAAAUGGAGCAAAAAGAUUCAAACGGAGGAACACCAAGGGAGUAA